AUCUAUGGAGGGGGGAGGGAACAUCACUGAGAAGUCUUCUAGCUGGGAAAUAAUAUUGUUUGUCUCUAAUUUGUCUAUCUUUAUUGCUUUUCCUAGGUUUGUAACAAUGGUAAAGGAGGAUACUGUACGUGACAAUGAAAAUCCUGACCCAUCAGUAUGUGACAGAAAUGGCAUGAUUCCCAUGCAUGAGCAAAGCGAGGAGGGACCAACAGCAGAUGCCAAAGGUACUGAUGGGACUAUACAAACAGAAGAAACUGCUCUCUUGAAUCACUGUGCUCAGCCACCUCCGGAACCGAUAGCAGCCUCUUCAAUACCUGCAAGAACUUGGAGGCAAAUAUUUACUUGUCCUCCUCAGGGUUUACUGGCCCAAACAGUGACAAAUGUUGCAAUCGUGGUCCUGGUCUGGGCUGUGGUUUGGUCCAUCACUGGGACUGAGUGUCUCCCCGGUGGAAACCUGUUUGGAAUUCUCUUUCUUUAUUUUUUUGCUGUCAUUGGAGGUAAAAUUUUUGGAUUCAUUAAAAUACGAACACUACCCCCUCUCCCCGCUCUUCUGGGGAUGCUACUUGCUGGUUUCCUAAUCCGAAAUACCCCGUUCAUCAGUGACAUCGUCCAGAUAAAGCUACGCUGGUCUGCUGCACUGAGGAAUGUUGCUCUUUCAAUUAUCUUGACCCGAGCAGGACUCGGCCUGGACCCAAAGGCUCUUAAGAAGCUCAAAGCAGUCUGUUUGCGGCUUUCUUUCGGACCGUGCAUCUCAGAAACGUGCACAGCUGCUGUCCUUGCCUACUUGUUCAUGCAUUUGCCGUGGCAAUGGGGAUUUAUAUUAGGUUUUGUUCUAGGUGCAGUCUCCCCUGCUGUGGUGGUUCCCUCAAUGCUGAUUUUACAAGCUGGGGGAUAUGGGGUGGAGAAAGGCAUUCCGACUUUGCUCAUGGCAGCUGGCAGCAUCGAUGAUAUUCUGGCUAUCACAGGCUUCAACACGUGCCUUGGGAUGGCUUUCUCUUCCGGUUCUACUCUGUACAAUGUACUCCGUGGAGUGCUGGAGGUUGCUGUUGGCAUCGCAGCCGGGGGGAUUCUAGGAAUGUUUGUUCGAUAUUUCCCAAGCCACGAUCAGGCAUCUCUGGCGUGGAAGAGGUCAUAUUUUGUACUUGGGCUGUCCAUGUUUGCUGUUUUUGGCAGCAUCUAUUUUGGCUUCCCUGGAUCAGGAGGGCUCUGCACAUUAGUCUUAGCUUUUGUUGCAGGUGUGGGAUGGUCUGAUGAAAAGAGGGAGGUAGAAAAAAUUGUUGCAGUUGCAUGGAACAUCUUUCAACCUUUUCUUUUUGGUUUAAUCGGAGCAGAAGUAUCUGUUACAUCUCUUAGGCCUGAAACUGUUGGACUCUGUGUUGCUACAUUAGCCAUUGCCCUCGUUGUGCGACUCAUAGUGACGUUCCUGAUGGUGUGUUUUGCUGGGUUUAAUUUCAAGGAGAAAGUAUUUGUCUCGUUGGCGUGGAUGCCCAAAGCCACUGUCCAGGCUGCAAUAGGUUCCCUUGCCCUGGAUACAGCAAGAAGCCAUCAGGAUGAGCAACUGGAAAAAUAUGGGAUGGAUGUACUGACGGUAGCUUUCUUGGCUAUCUUGAUCACCGCUCCAAUCGGAGCCCUGGCUAUUGGCUUGGCAGGGCCCAGACUUUUGCAGAAGGCUCAGACAAAUAACCAGGAGGAUGAGGAAGGUGCUGAGGCUGUAGAAGAGGCAGAGGCCUGUGAACCUUCAUAAGAGACCACUACAGGAAUAUAGUCCUUCUGCCCUUAUGCUUCUGCUGAGUAAACACAGCGUGUCUGUAAUCUUUCUGGAGGAAACCAAAACAAGUGUCAGCUACGUCUGCUAUUUUAAAAGCAGCCCUGGUGGAAUUUUAUAAAAUAUUUUUAUAUGUUGAUGGUGCCUUGAGAUGAAAUAUCUGAACGUACAGUGAAUAGGCUGGCCAGGCAGUGAGUCACUGAGAAGUCAGCAGUCAACAGUUACUUGAAACGUGUGGGUGUGAGGCCAGGGAGAGGAUGAGAAUUGUUCAGGCAUGGAGUGGAGUCAUGACGUGGAAUAUAAACAGAAGAAGAUGGAGACUAAUGUGAAUAACUUCUUGAUGGUUGAAACUGGGCUGUGAGAAGGCAAAUUCAACAGCUCAAAGAAUGCAACUUCUGAAUUAGAGACUGCUGACAACAGUGAACGAGUCCUGCCACGGGUUGGCGGUUCCCUCUUUCCUCAUUUGAGUUCCAAAACUUGCCUUUUCCUAUUGCUGUUCUUCCUCACAGCUCAUGCACCCCUUUGUGCCUCCAAGGGACUUGUCAGCUUUGGUCACAGCAAGAAACAGCAG
Calidris pugnax (ruff) is the source of this 2336-nucleotide messenger RNA. Its product is annotated as mitochondrial sodium/hydrogen exchanger 9B2-like. Gene Ontology annotation, cellular component: membrane. Gene Ontology annotation, molecular function: antiporter activity. Bases 5 to 1744 code for a protein of 579 amino acids. Lineage: Eukaryota; Metazoa; Chordata; Aves; Charadriiformes; Scolopacidae. The record is from RefSeq and is a predicted model, not a curated record. The transcript has 11 exons. Gene Ontology annotation, biological process: proton transmembrane transport.